AUGUCGGAGCAGCGCAUCACUGUCGCGGUGCGUAUUCGUCCGCCCAUCGGGUGCGAGCGCUACGAGCCCGUGUGUGCUCGCAAAGCCGACGAUGACCAGACCAUCACCAUCAGCGCAGAGGAAACGUCCGCGAGCGUCGACGGUGUCAGCGUCUUUCAGUUCGACUAUGUCUUCGACGAGACCGACGACCAGGUCGCUGUGUACGAGGAAAGCGUGCAGGAGAUGGUCGAUCACGCCCUCUCGGGCUUCAACGCCACCGUCUUCACGUACGGCCAAACUGGCUCAGGCAAGACCUACACCAUUCUAGGAAGCAAAUCAGCGGACGGCAAAGUCACGGAAGGGUCCGGUGCCUUCAUGCGCGUCUUCGACGACCUGUUCACGUACAGAGAAUCCGUCAAGGACCGCGUCCACAUGGUCAUCACCCUCUCCGCACUGGAGUUGUACGUUGAGGACGUUAUGGACUUGCUAAUGGACAAGAAGAAGCUGAAGCUACGCGAGACACCGGAGGAGACGAUCACCGUCGGCAUCCACACAGUGGAGGUACACACCAUGGCGGAUGUCGAGCGCAACUUCGACGUUGCAAACUCCUUCCGUUCCGUGACGGCCACGAAGAUGAACGACACUAGUUCCCGCAGCCACGCGCUCUUCUUCAUUGACAUUUUCCAAAUUCCGGUGGAGAAGUUGCUGCAGCCGCCGAAGCUGUCCCAGCUCAUUGACGAAACGGGCAUGUCUCUGUCCAAGGGUGUUCCCGGUGUCAUCAAGUCCCGCAUCGCGCUCGUUGAUCUCGCCGGCAGCGAGCGAGUGAAGCGCUCCGGUGCUACUGGGCAAGCCAUGGUGGAGGCCCAGGCAAUUAAUAAGUCGCUCUCCACCCUCGGCACGGUCAUCAACGCCAUGUAUCUGCAGAAUCCGCACAUUCCGUUCCGCGAGUCAAAGCUGACCAAGUUGCUGAAGCCGUGCUUUGUCGAUACCACCUCGCGUCUGCUACUGAUCGGGCAGGUGGCGCCGCCGUCAAACAGCGCCUCCGAGUCACUGGGGACUCUUCGCUUCUGCGACCGUGUCAAAGGACUCAAGGCGGGACAGGUCAUGGGCUUCACCGAUCCAGCCGCCGAAGAGGCCUUUCUGCAGUCGCGCCGCGUCAACGAGGAGCUGCUGGCCGAGAUGCACAUCCUCCAGGCGCAGUACUACUACGAGGCGGUGAACGUACGGCGCCUCGCAGCGGCCAAAAACGUGCCUGUGGAGCAGGAGCGGCAGCGCAUCGUGGCAGAGCUCCAGGCCGGCGCUGCGGAUGUCGUGGCGCGCAAGGAGCGUGAAAUGCUGGAGAAGGCGGAGCGCAAGGCGAUUGCGCAGCGCGACGCGGAGGUGGAGUCGUUUGUGCUGCACAUGAACUCUCUCAUCGAGGAGUACGAGCAAGUCGCCCACGCCGUCAAGAGGGAGAAGAAGGCACAGAAGAAGCUGCGGGAGGAGCAGGAGGCGGAGCACGAGGUGCGGCUGCAUGAGGCCAAAAAGGCCAAGAAGCACCGGCUCAAGAUGCAGGAGGCCGUCGCGGAGGCACGGCAAAACCUCGAGGCCCUGGACAGGGAGCUCGAGGCUCUCGAUGGGCAGAUCGAGGUGGUGGGAAAAGAGCGCGCGGCUGGUGUGAUCGACAGCGUCGACGAUGAUGCUGCGUCUCCCAACAAAGCGAUGGAUAGCGAGGCCGAGGAGACCACGCACGGUCUCGUGGAGUCCUUUUACAGCCACGCGACGGAGCAGAGCCGUCUCUACUCGAUGUUUGUUUCGCGACUGGCUUCCACGAGACGGGAGCGGUCGCGAGUGCGACGGAUGAAGCUAAUGAGCUCCACCUUAGUGACGGAUGGCACUCUCCUGUACGACCUGAUCUCUUUUCUCAUCGAUCGCGCCGUCGACGUGUCGGAGGGCGACCUGCCGCUUGGGGCUAAGUGGGGCUGGCACGACGUCGACGGCCUUAGCCAGCGUCUCCUCUGCGCAGACGAGAUGUACCCGCCCCUGUUGCCGUCCGCGUGGGAGCAGCUCCACGAGGAGGCCAAGCCGUGCCUGGAGCAGCCGCACAGCAUCACCUUCCUCAGCUCUGACGAGAGCGAUGGUGAGCACUCGCACCACGCCGCGGAGUCUCGCCGCAUCCGGCAGAUUCGCGACGCCGCCGCCGCCGCCAAGGCGGAAAGCCUGUGCGCCUUACACGCCUACGACGAGGGUGACAGGAAGCGCGAGACGAGUAGCGGGGGGGGAUCUGAUGGAGACGGCCGUGACGGGAAGAAGAUUAGCCAGAAAUCGGCUGGUACCCCGACGCCGCACGCGCACCAGUCGGACUGGAUGAAUGGCCAGCUUCUAGGGCAGACGCCGCCGCAGGAUGCGGCGCUGGGGGUAGCGAAUACAGUAGAAGAUGCGCUGCCUGUGGCGACGAAGGCACGCACACAUAGAAAGAAGAAGGACGAGGCAGCUGCGGCUUCUGUUGUGUCUCCGAGUAACGGGAGCGGCGAUGCAUCGACUCGCGGCGCAGCGGCAGCCUCUGCGGCACACUCUCCGGAGGAAAGGCCAGGCCGACACGGCAAAUCAAAGGGUGUCCCGGCUGCAAUGGCGGCCGGAUCAGAGGACAGAUCUAGCGAUGAGUCCGGUGACGAGUCGAGUGGGACAGAGUCCUCGUCGUCGCCAUCAGAGAGCGACACUGGGGAGGAGUCCCCGGAGGAAGCAGCCGCUGCGAAGGGUGCCGCCAACAAGGAUCAGAAGAACGAAGCGCAUGACGCUGCGCGCAAAGGCAGAGGCGUCGAGGAGGAUGCGCUCCCGGUGGACGCGCCGAACCCAUCCUACCAAGAAAAGGACUCCCGCGCACUGAUGAAGGUGUACGACUCGCCGACCCUCGUGCAAGACCUCAUCCGGUUCCUCCGGAGCGGUUCCCGCAUGCUCAAGCACUGCCGCCGCGGCAAGCCCCAUGCGCGCGUCUUCUGGGUCUCCACGCAGCGUGGAAAGAAGGAGCUCUUCUGGAAGGAGCCGGACUCGCGGAACGCUGACUGCUCGUGCAUUCAGCUGUGCGACGUCAGCUUCAUCCAGCUUGGGUGCUUUGGUAAAGUGUUUUCCCGCCACCGCAUUCCGCCCACUGAUCCCGCUUUCUUCCGCGCCUUUACGAUCGGGCUGAAGCAUGGCGGGCGAACAGUGGACAUCGUGGCAGAGACGCUGCCCGACUACGAGGCGUGGGUGGUUGGUCUCUCACACCUCGUCGGCGUCGACCCCGUCUGGGGCGGCAAGAUCGACCUCACGAUGGAGGUUGGCACCGAUCGCCUCACCUAUUUCGAGUCGAGCGUAUGUGAGGCAAACUACAUUCACCCCUUGGAGUACCUGGAGCUGAAGAAGCGUGUGCAGCACGUCGCGACACGCACGAUGCAAGUGCUUGAGGAGUUCGGCAAAGACACCGCGCGUGCCCAGGCGAUCCUCGGCGGCAUCCAUCCACCUGCUGUGAACAACAACUGUGCAGUGUACAUGACGAAAGGCGAGCUGAGGUUUUUGUUGCCCGACACCUUCGACAUUAUUCGUGUGUCGCGACUGUGGAUGCUCUUCCAGCAGAUGAACCUCAUCUACGACGACAACUUCACCCCCGCUACUGCGUUCGGCAUCACGGUGCGAGAGUCGUGA
Molecule: messenger RNA, 3639 nt
Organism: Leishmania mexicana MHOM/GT/2001/U1103
Lineage: Eukaryota; Euglenozoa; Kinetoplastea; Trypanosomatida; Trypanosomatidae
Product: putative kinesin
Exons: 1
Coding region: 1-3639 (1212 amino acids)
Biological process (GO): microtubule-based movement
Cellular component (GO): kinesin complex; microtubule
Molecular function (GO): microtubule binding; ATP hydrolysis activity; microtubule motor activity
Source: RefSeq, a predicted model, not a curated record